UUCAAAAUAUCAUACAACCAAGUAGUUUUAUUAGUUUUUGUUUUUCAGAAACUAUUUUGUAAAUUCUUUUAACAAGGUAAGUUUAAAAUUUAAAAACUGUAAAUUCUCGUGUGUGUGUGUGUGUGUGUGAUAUAUACACACGUGGGGUUUUUGACAAGAAUAACCCCACAUAAGUAACUCUUUACUUGAACUCAAAUAAGAAAGGGAAAGAAAAAUGAGGAGUGAUAGGUGAUUUUGAUGUUUUGUAGGAAAAAUUAUGAAAAAAAAAAAAAGAGAUUAAUUAAGUUAAGCAAGGCAGGAGAUUAAGCUAAGGUUAUAAAUUAAUCAAUCUUUUUUCUUUUCUUCUUCUUUUUUUUCUUUUUUUUCUUUUUUUUUUUUUUUUCGAUCUUAAUUAAUCAAUAGAGUAAGGUCUCAACUCUGAACUUGCCCUCUCUCUGUCUCUGCAACUGCAAACUACAAAACCUACAAGAAUCAGAUCAGCCUCCCAAAUCGCCUCCAUCUCUAUUCUCGUUCUCAACUCUGAACUUGCCCUCUCUCUGUCUUUGCAACUACAAACUUCAAAAUCUACAUUUCAAAUUGUUCAAAAAAUCAAAACCCAUAUCAGCAUAUCAUUUCAGAUUGUUCAAAAAAUCAAAACCCAUAUCUUUCAGUUUCCGUCGCCCGCUGUUCCAGUUCGGGCUCGCCGUUCGCAAGCUCCAGCCGCUGUUCGCAAGCUCCAGUGCGCAAGCUUCAGCCGCUGAAUCGACAAUGGACAUCGACAUCGCUCGUUGGGUUCUCGAAUUCCUCUUUCGGCAGUCCAUCGGCGAUUGCUUACUGAAUACUCUCGUUGGAGCCCUUCCUCUGUCCAACGACCAUCCGAGUUUGAAGAAGACAAUCCUUGUGCGAAGGAUCGAGUCGGAGAUCAAAAGCGUUUCGGUCUCGGAAAAAGUUCUCGAAUUGCUCGAACUCAUCGAACAGCUGGACUACGAAGAGGGAAUUGCGGCUUCAGAGGCCAUGAAAGCUGCAUACUGCGCGGUGGCGGUGGACUGCACGGCGAGGUUUCUCGACCUGGCCUGGAUUUCCGCAGACGGCAACAAGGACGAAGGGUGGGACUAUUUUCAUGCAGUCAAGAGAAUCUGGAGGGAUAGGUUCGGCGAGAUAGAGAAAUGGGAGAAUAUAGGGUUUGUGUCGGAUGAACUUCGGAAUUGGAGGGAUAAGCUCGAAGCUGCAAUUUGGGAUGUGAGUGUUCGUGAAAAUCUGCGAAAGAGGAAGGAAGGGAACGAUGCUGUGGAGGCUGUUCGAGUUUAUGUCGCAGAAGUCUGGGAAAGCAUGGGUCCUUCAUUUCUUGAACUGGUUGCCCAAACAAUGGGUUAUGAAACACUGAAGGUGCUGGGCAUGAACAAAGUUUGGGAGAGAGUGACAAGUUUGACAGAUGCAGAAAUGCAGAAGCGUAACACGCUUCAUAAACACAAGAAUCCCACUGGUCGAUGCUGUAGAGGACCAAUCUCGAAAACAGCUAGAGGAGUUCAUAUUACUGAUAAUGUGGAAUCAGACUCAGGGACGACAUACAACAAAUAUGACUGCCCCCCUACCAUUAUGGUUAAUAAGAUACAAGAAGAGCUUAGAUCCAGUUCUUUGCAGCUACAAGCUAUGGUGAAAGACCCUCUUCCUGAUGCAUUAAAGCUUGCUGAAGCUAUAAUAAUGCAAAGAGGAAAGAUGAACCACGAGCCUAUGGCAGAAAAUCAGAAUAAGUUUGAUGUACAUGCUGUGAAUACCUCUGUUGACAAGAGUGCUGAAGUUGUUGAGGCCAAUGAAGGUAACAUUGGGAAUCAGUGUUGCAGCCAUCAGAAUGAGGUUGCCUAGGCCCAGCUUAAUGGCACGGAAUGGUACUGCCUGCACUUAUGAGUGGGAUGAUUCUAUUGACAAUUUAUCUGAAGGGUCACCUGAUGGUCAGAAUAGAGUUCACUUACCCAGCCCAAAGAGAAGGAUUGUUUCUCCUUUGAAGAAGUAUGAAAUGCCAAAAUUAUCGAAGAGGAGAAAAGCUAAGAAAUGGAGUCUAGUAGAAGAAGACACAUUGAGGACUGGUGUGGUGAAGUAUGGUGUAGGAAACUGGGCGAUCAUCUUAAAGUCCUAUCCUGAUGAAUUUGAAGAGAGGACAGAGGUUGAUUUGAAAGACAAGUGGAGGAACAUGACUCGUUAUUGACUCCUCUAAUCAUAGUCUCUAGCGUUUUGUAUCUUUUUGUCUAUGCUAAAUUCGUAUGUUGACAUAUUUGAAGAGCGGACUGAGGUUGAUUUGAAAGAGAAAUGGAGAAACAUGACUGGGUAUUGGCUCUUCUAAUCAUGGCUCCUGACAACGUGAUUUGUUACAACCAUCCAACGUGAUUGAAGACUGCUUUGGAGCUUGUGAAGGCUACGAAAGAUAUUGAAUCACAGGUGGAGAAGAGAUAUUGCAGGUUGCAGCUCCAUUGCUAAUUCUCCAUGGAGCUGCCGAUAAAUUGACAGAUCCUUUGGUAAGCCAAUUUCUUUGUGAGAAGGCUUCCAGCAAGGACAAGACCUUAAAGCUCUACGAAGAAGGUUAUCACUGCAUUCUUGAAGGGGAACCUGAUGACAGAAUAUUUACUGUACUGAACGACAUUACCAUGUGGCUCGACUCUCGGUGCUCCCUUAAGUAGGACUUAACCCUUCAUUUUUGUGCCUUCCACAACUUAGUUGUUGCUGUAAUAUGUUUUUGUGAAGAUUGAUGUCUCAGUCGUUAAUAUUAAGCAGUGAAAUUUGAGAUGAUGAUGUACCUUGCUAAACUGAUAUUGUCCUACUGUUCAUGACCUAUUUGUUGUCUGUUAUGCCACCAAAUGCAUCAGUGCUGGCAUGAAUGGACACAAUUUUGUUUUUAUCUCUUAAAGAUCAAAUCCACCUAUCAUUUAAAAUUUAACAAAUUUGUAUGU
Molecule: messenger RNA, 2921 nt
Organism: Cornus florida
Lineage: Eukaryota; Viridiplantae; Streptophyta; Magnoliopsida; Cornales; Cornaceae
Exons: 9
Coding region: 748-1842 (364 amino acids)
Source: RefSeq, a predicted model, not a curated record